UCUUCUUUUUUUAAUAUCAAUGGAACUCCUAUUGCCAAACCCUGCAAACUCACCCCCUCUGACAACUUUAGACUUCCUGGAGAGAGCUGCCACUGCCUAUGGCGACUCCCCUUCCAUCAUCUACAACAACAUUUCAUACACGUGGUCUCAAACCCACCGUCGAUGUCUCCAGGUGGCAUCAUCGCUGACUUCCCUUGGCAUCCAACGAGGCCAAGUAGUUUCAGUUGUCGCCCCCAACGUUCCCUCCAUGUACGAGCUCCAAUUCGCCGUCCCCAUGUCGGGAGCUGUCCUUAACAACAUCAACACUCGCCUUGAUGCCAACACCUUGUCCGUACUCUUACAGCACAGCGAAUCCAAGCUCGUUCUUGUUGAUCACCAGUCUAGUUCUCUUGUUCUUGAGGCAAUCUCUUUGUUUCCGAGCAAAACCAAAGCCCCGCAACUUGUCCUCAUCGACGAUGAAAAGGACUCAGGCAGCAAAAACCGAUCAUCUUCUGUCCAUUUUCUUGAUCAUUACGAGGGGAUCUUAGAAGAUGGUGAUCCAAAGUUUAAAUGGGUCAGGCCUAAGAGUGAGUGGGAGCCAAUGGUGUUAAACUACACAUCGGGUACAACAUCUUCUCCCAAAGGUGUGAUCCUAAGCCACAGGGGAGCUUUCAUAAUCACCAUGGCUACUUUGCUUGAUUGGUCAGUUCCCAAUCAGCCUGUUUACUUGUGGACCCUACCCAUGUUCCAUGCUAAUGGGUGGAGUCUCCCUUGGGGAAUGGCUGCCGUAGGUGCGACCAACAUUUGCCUCCGAAAGAUUGACACAUCGGUUAUUUAUCGCUUGAUUGAACAACAUGGCGUGACCCACAUGUGCGGUGCGCCUGUGGUGCUCAACUUGCUAUCAAAUUCUUCACACCUCGAACCACUGAACCGCCCUGUCCAAAUUCUAACAGCCGGUGCACCCCCACCAGCACCCGUGCUAGGCCGGACCGAGUCAAUGGGCUUUGUGGUGAGCCACGGUUACGGGUUAACUGAAACAGGAGGAGUCGUUGUGACAUGUGCAUGGAAAAAGAAAUGGAACAAGCUACCGUUAACAGAAAGAGCCAGGCUAAAGUCAAGACAGGGAGUUAAAUCUGCUGUUUUCACGGAAGUUGACGUCUUUGACCCUGAGACAGGAGAAAGCGUCAAACGCGACGGUAAAACACUUGGCGAGGUUGUUUUACGAGGUGGGUGUGUCAUGUUGGGAUACCUCAAAGACCCUGAAGGGACAUCCAAUUGCAUGAGAGAAAAUGGUUGGUUGUACAGUGGAGAUGUUGGGGUAAUUCACCCUGAUGGUUAUUUGGAAAUUAAGGAUCGUUCAAAGGAUAUUAUUAUAAGCGGUGGAGAAAAUAUAAGCAGCCCUGAAAUUGAGUCAGUGUUGUAUUCGCAUCCGGCGGUUAAUGAGGCGGCCGUGGUGGCUAGGCCUGAUAAGUUUUGGGGUGAGACGCCGUGUGCUUUUGUGAGUUUGAAGAAGAAUAUUGAUAAUGAGUUGACUCAGAAACCAACUGAGGAGGAGAUUAUAGAGUAUUGUAGGGAUAAGCUGCCGCAUUAUAUGGCGCCGAAGACGGUGGUGUUUCAGGAAGAGCUUCCCAAGACGUCAACAGGGAAAGUACAGAAGUUUAUUCUGAGGGAAAUUGCGAAGGCUAUGAGUGGAGAUAAAUCGAGCUGUGCACUCGGUUAGGCACUCGGUAAUAUUUUUGGUUUCUAUUUCAUGCCUGCACCUAUACUUUUAUGCAUUGUGUUUAUAAUUUAAUUUUAAAAAAUAAUGCUGCAUUGGUUGUAUUAAUAUCAAAACAAAAUUUCUUGAGCACUUUUUUUUUUCCUACAUUUUUGG
This is a messenger RNA of Theobroma umbraticum, 1852 nucleotides long. NCBI's taxonomy places the organism in Eukaryota, Viridiplantae, Streptophyta, Magnoliopsida, Malvales, Malvaceae. The record is from RefSeq and is a predicted model, not a curated record.